AUGGCGGAGAUCUCUGUCCACACGGUCAGCAACAAGCCCCCUUACGGCGUUCAACGCGUCGUUCGAGGCGAGUACGAGCGUUGCCUCUAUCUAGGUUCCAUUGGCGACCUCAAGAUUCGCGGCUGGAUGACUAUCUGCGUCGAGAAUGGUGCUUGGAUUUACAAGGAUACCCAUGGGGGUUAUUGGCGCGGAGAGCACGGCCACCUUAUGCCCUGGCAUGGAAUGCUCGUCCCUCUCGGCGGAAACUACACGCCCAAUCCCGGCAAGGGUCCCAAGAGACCCGACACUCCUCGGCCCAGCCUCGAAACUCCUCAGGUUGUGACCUUCCUCGAGGAGCGGCCCGAGAAGAAGCAUGGAGCCUGGUGUAAGACUAAGUCGGCAUUCAAGAAUAUCUUCAAGCGCAAGCCUCGCGAUGAGAGAGAGGAGCGCGAGAAGAUGGAGAAAGCCACUCGUGAGGUCCAGGUGGUUUUCAAGGAUUUGUUGAACUAG
Molecule: messenger RNA, 489 nt
Organism: Pseudomassariella vexata
Lineage: Eukaryota; Fungi; Ascomycota; Sordariomycetes; Amphisphaeriales; Pseudomassariaceae
Exons: 2
Coding region: 1-489 (162 amino acids)
Source: RefSeq, a predicted model, not a curated record